This is a messenger RNA of Suillus discolor, 1002 nucleotides long. RefSeq lists its product as uncharacterized. Bases 1 to 1002 code for a protein of 333 amino acids. NCBI's taxonomy places the organism in Eukaryota, Fungi, Basidiomycota, Agaricomycetes, Boletales, Suillaceae. The transcript has 3 exons. The record is from RefSeq and is a predicted model, not a curated record.
AUGAAGCACCACACUCGUACAGAUUCUCGUUGUCUUCUUCGCGCCAUAAACGCGCCAUAUCGGCAGGUACUUCGGCAAGAGCACAAUCCUGUAGCAGUUCACCAUCAAUCUUUCCCAAAGCCUGGGGAACCGCAUGUAUAUCUGAGCUCAGCUGUAUCUAGACGGGGAGUAGAUUCUUUUGAGGAAGUGUUACCCUACCUCACACAAUGUCUCCAAAAGCAGGCGAUGUCUCGUCGCCAACGACCUGUAAAUCUUGACCCACUUUUUGUUCGUUUCCCUAAAGAAUCCAUGUCCUUGGACCGACGUGGUUUGAUAAACCCAGAUGCCUCUCGGCAUCAGUGCCCUCAAAUGUGUAGUCCAAAUGAUACUCCGAUACAAUCUCAAUCUCUGACUUCCCCUGUAUCCCAUGCCUGCGGCCUAUCAUCAACAUCACACUCUCCGUCCCCCCAAGGAAAUGCUGAUAAUCUCACCCCUCCAGCCCAACAACUUGAAUCGCCAGAACCACACUUUCCAGUUGUACCAAUUGAACAUCAGCUCAUUCCUGGUGCAGGGUUGUCUAUUCCAACCGACAAUCCAACUCUCAGCUGUCUUCAGGGCAAUGACUCCCAGCACAGUGCCCGUUGCAUGGAGCAUAAAAUUUGUGGACUCGAUCAAAUCAUGCAUUGGUUUGAUUCUCGCGGCUGUGAGCCUCUUCUUGCUCCCCCGCCUUGUGAGUCGCUUGAGUGUGGGGACCUCUACAUCCAUCAGUCACUUUCCACACUGAAUACUCGUCAGAUAUGGAUAUGGAGUGCUCAGGGGAGCUGGGAGGCUGCUCAAGAAAACCAGGCCCAUCCUCUCCUCCCAAUGCAUCGCCUCUGGUUCGGCGUAACUGGAGAACCUCGCUGGGUCACUCAAAAGACGAUAAGCAUGUACAAGGGACAGGUGCUUAGAGACCUUUUUUAUCUUAUCCCCACUGGCUUGGCCAUUUGUGAUCCGCCGAGUACGAGCAUGUCCGUGGUGUAA